Molecule: messenger RNA, 1025 nt
Organism: Cucurbitaria berberidis CBS 394.84
Lineage: Eukaryota; Fungi; Ascomycota; Dothideomycetes; Pleosporales; Cucurbitariaceae
Product: nucleolar protein 16
Exons: 2
Coding region: 69-779 (236 amino acids)
Biological process (GO): ribosomal large subunit biogenesis
Cellular component (GO): nucleolus
Source: RefSeq, a predicted model, not a curated record
UAGACAGCACUCCCUUCACACCUCAAUACCCACCUUUAGUCUCCCUCCAAGCUGCUCUAUCCUACAACAUGGGUCGUGAACUCCAGAAAAAGAAGAACAAGUCUUCGUUACCGAAGAAGCGCCAGAACGGCCCCUCCAAGAAGAAGCUCCUCCAGAACCCCAUCAUCGCGAAGCACUGGAAUCAAAAGGAAACCCUUUCACAGAAUUACCGCCGUCUCGGUCUUACAUCGCGCCUCAACCACGCUACUGGAGGUACAGAAAAGACAAUCGCCAUCCUUGGCCUGAACGACGGAAAAUCUUCGCGCGCCGACGCCGCCCCCAAUAGUACCGCGGAUGUGCUAAACAUAGUCUCCAAGGCGCCAGAGACGAUCGACGCCGAGGAAGUCGAAGUCGAGCGCGACCCCGAGACGGGCGCAAUUCUGCGCGUCACCGGGCAGUUCGAAACUAAAGACAACCCCCUCAACGACCUCCUCAAUGAGAUCGAGGACAGCGAUGAAGAAGUUGAAUGGGAUGGCUUCGCCAUGGUGCCUGAGCGUAGAGAGGGCGAGAACGAGAACCCCGUUAUCAGGCAACUCGAAGAAGCAGCGCGGAACGGCGCGAGGAAAGCGCCAAGGGGACAAAGUCAGCGGGAGCAAGAGUGGGCCGAGCGGCUCGUGGGCAAGUACGGGGAGGAUUACGGGCGCAUGGCAAGGGAUCGCAAAUUGAACCCCAUGCAGCAGACCGAGGCGGAUAUCAGGAAACGCGUCCUCAAGUGGAAGGCAGCGCAAGAAAAGGAAUGAGCACGUUUUAAACAACUUCGUUGCAUUAUGCUCACUUGGUCACUACUGAGUACGAGCAAGGCGUUUCCGGCGUUCAAGUUCCCCAGGUCAUAUUGAAGACCUGGGGUUUCAAUGUUCUACCAUUAGUUCAAAAUGUACUGGAUAUCUCAGAGGGCCAUGGAGAUUGUAUUCUGUGAGACGCUCUUGCUAUUUGCACAUUGCACCUGCCUUGAGAUCAACUGUCGCAACGCCAAGCGCUGUUACCCC